This is a messenger RNA of Lingula anatina, 1560 nucleotides long. Its product is annotated as galactose-3-O-sulfotransferase 2-like. The record is from RefSeq and is a predicted model, not a curated record. Gene Ontology annotation, molecular function: galactosylceramide sulfotransferase activity. Gene Ontology annotation, biological process: glycolipid biosynthetic process. Gene Ontology annotation, cellular component: membrane. Lineage: Eukaryota; Metazoa; Brachiopoda; Lingulata; Lingulida; Lingulidae.
AUGGCCAAGGACGUGGGCGCCUCACUGAGAGGGAUCGAGGCGGAAGUAAAUCUAAAAGGGGUUGAAAUAUCGAGUCCUUUUAAAACCACGCCGGACGCUCCUGAUCAAGAUAAUCUACAAAAGGAACAAGAGGCUGCCAAGUCCAUCAUUUCCUCAGCUGAAACCAGCACCAAUCGUCAAACCAAGGAGGUACCCACCUCUGCUGUUUUAAAAACUUCCGAAUCUCCACCCAAACAGGCGUCUGAGAACGAACUAGUGAAAACUGUGACUGCUGGCUCUGUACGUCUCCUCUCGUCCACCGUGUUAAAAGCUGCGCCAUUCGAGAUAAGAAGUUUGCUCACCACAAAAAACAGGACAUCCACCGGUCCCGACCAAGUGUCGAGACUUCAUCGCACAUGCAAGCCAAAUAAGCACGUGAUGUUUCUGAAAACACACAAGACGGGCUCAACCACGGUCUCCAAUACUAUUUUGAGGUUUGCUUAUGCAAAUGAUCUUCAUGUUGCUCUCCCCGCCAUUGAUGACACAAACUUGGAUUCGUGUGAUGGCGACCAAAACGUCAUACAGAUAAUGCAACAAGAACAUCACGCGCCCAUACCCGGAUGUUUUCUGUGGGAUCAGCAUGACAACAGGGUGAAGUAUGACGUCAUCGCGCACCACUGGAGGUAUGAUAGGAAAAUUGCACGUGCGUCUAUGCCAGAUGACGCUUUUUAUGUAACUAUUAUACGAGAACCAUUUUCGAGGUUCAAAUCCCAUUUUAGUUACAGUAACUUUGCCAGAAAACUGAACAUCCAAACAAGUUCUGACCCCAUGUUGUUGUUCUUACGAAGUGUGUUAAAUGAGAAGAGUGCUCCACGGAGUAUAGAUAAAGCUUAUCUACGCAGUAUCAGAUAUAUACUUAGAAACAAUAUGAUGCGAGAUCUAGGAUUUAAGCUGCACGCAGAAGACGACAUUGCAUCUGGGAUAGACUACAUCAAAACACUUGACUCUGAUUUUAACUUGGUUUUGCUUACCGAGGAGAUAAACGCCGGCAUGGUCCUGUUGCGUCGGCGACUGUGCUGGGAUUUAAAGGAUAUAAUAUAUUUAAAAAUGAACGCCCAAACGACUUACAAAUCCCCAAUCCGUGAAAAAACCCUGGACGAUCUUGCUAAGCUCCAUGCAAAUUGGGGUACCCUAGAUUAUCAGCUCUAUCAGCACUUUCGUGCUAAGUUUGAAGCAGAGAAGAAAAGACAAGACAAAGAUUUUUGGGCCGAACUUGCGUACUAUGAAAAACUCUUACUACAAAUUAGAGAUUAUUGUAAUGAAGAACUAAAUGGGACCGACAGCACUGAUUUCUUGGCCCGUCCUAAUAAUGUUUUCCUGGUCCGUCCUAAUAAUUGGACAAGUGGUUUCAAUUUGACUGCGAAAGAUUGCGCAAGCAUGCGGUUAUUUUCGUAUCAUUUUUCAGUGCUGCUUAAAGAACGAUAUUACAACAAGGUUGCACGUUUGGGGACGGGCAUCUUCAGAAUUUAUAAUGCAAUUACUAAGAAAUUAGACCAAGCACUAAAUAACGAUGAUUACUAA